CUGAAAGCGCUCAACUUGAUCCAAGCGAGGGAUGGAAGUAAGAUGACUCAGUGGUCGGCUACAGUGCUGUAUACCAACUGCUGGAUAGAGGGCUAAGGCUUGUGUAGUUUCACCUCACUUCCUCACUGCUUACCCGAACUCUCAACACCUGCCGUUUGUCAGAUGUAUUCGUCCCGUCGGAGCCGACAGUUAUUGCAGUGCUGCGAGUGCGUUGAUGCCGUCUUCGGCGUCAUAGGUCCUUAGGGUUCAACGAAGGAGUCGAGAGCGUUGUCACCCUUGUGAACACGCUGUCUUUUUACACCAACGAAGGACUUAACGGGGAAGAAAAUUUGAAGCAAUGGGUGAAUUUAAAUUACACCACCCCGUGUGGGGAAGCCGUGGUUCUGUACAUGCACGAUGUCGUAUCGAACCCGCAGUGGAGGGUGUCAUACAUCUCGAUGCUUUUCGGCGCACCUACCAUGGAGAUCCUGCUCCUAGCCUCGUGUACGUCGUGCCGGCUAUGCUUUCAGGGAAAACAUUGUCUGCUCAGACGGUCAAGUCAAGGAUGGAACUCCUCCAGCAUCAGGCAGAUAACGUAGGUGUCUCGAUGCUUUGCAGACCAUUUGGUGGAAGACCCGACAUGUCGUGGGACGAUGCACAGGAAAUUUUAAACACCAUAGGACGACAGUUGGACGCGCAGAAGAAAACAGCUCUGGACAGGAUCAUCCACAGGCGGAUUGCGUUGGUUGGCGUUUUCCCAGGACAUCCAAACUGUCGUUCAGCUUUUACCAGUCUUACCCGCGCAAUCUUGGAACUUUGUCGUGGAGAGGAAGGGUCAAGCCUGAUUUAGACCAGAUAACUAGCCUUCGGUGUUCUGCGUUGGAACUUACACCACCACAGCAUCAAUGAAAAUAACAACCCAAUCUACAAUUCCUGGCUCUCCUUGCCCUUGGAUGUCUUCCUGGGUAGUAGCUCAGGGUUAAUGAAGGGUACGACACCACCCUGUGAGAUGACGACCUCACAGAGAAGUUUGUUGAACCCGGCG
Messenger RNA from Pisolithus orientalis, 1024 nucleotides. RefSeq lists its product as uncharacterized. The transcript has 2 exons. NCBI's taxonomy places the organism in Eukaryota, Fungi, Basidiomycota, Agaricomycetes, Boletales, Pisolithaceae. The coding region runs from base 338 to 829 and encodes 163 amino acids. The record is from RefSeq and is a predicted model, not a curated record.